AUGAAUUUGCUAGUAGGCUCCGACGCGUUGAUAUACCGGUCAUCGGACCAGUCGACGGCUUUGACGGUCCGCGUUGAGGACGCCAAAGACAUGCAGUCUCUUUUGGAAAGGCACCAGGAUGCUGUGCAGUCGGGUCGUUACGUCGCUGAUCAUCAACUCGCCCAACUUCAACAAAUCAGGAAACCUACUUAUGCGGAAGCCGCCGCAAAGCAACGACACGCUUUGGAGGAGGCAAAGGACGGUGGUGAAUCGAUGGCCGCCGUACGAGACGAAUCCCAUCAUCGGCACUUCGCUGCUCCAGAUUUAGAUCAGGUUCAGCUACAGACCUGCAUCGUACCGUCUCCACAAAUGCCAAUCGGUGGUCUUUUAUCGAAUUCCAGCCCCGGGGGUUCCAACCUACAGAAAGCAAUUGAUCCGUCACCAAAUCCUCCGAGGAGUUCGUCACCGGUAUCGACCGUUUUGGACGUCUACCUUGAUAAUAUAAUGGCAAAUGUACCGCAAUUGGCAUUAUGUCUACGAGACAAAGGAUUCAUUCAGAGCGUAAAACUUUUGCGCACGGAAGAUAUUCCAGCAGGUUUUUUGCAGCAAUCUACGAUGGAUACAAGUGUUCCCUUUUCGGUCGAAUCAGCAGACAGUCUCUCCACCGAUGAACAGAUAUUUUCACCCGAAAUUAUGGAGAUGAACGCGUCUACUUUGCUCCGAUUUCUCAAGGCGAACUGCUCGAAAGACAACGCGACUUAUUUGCUGCGUCGGGAAGCUGGCCAAACAAAUAUUCAACUUUAUGACGUCUCUUCAAUUUCCGCUCAACGUCAACGUAAAUGGAUUUGGUGGUUGGCUAUGAUGUCGUAUCGAUUUGCGAAUCGAUUACGCCACAUUUCAAUGAGUACUGCUGACAGCAGUCUACGUCGAAAGUUCCGUACACGUCAACGCGGACUGCUGCAAAAUACUCUCGAUUUGCUAGAGAAUCUCGCCGACAUGGACGGAAGCGCUCACGAGAGCUUAUCAGCGGCUAUUCGGGAAAGUAUGGCUGACACGUUUUUGGAUGCGGAAGAAGAGCAUUGCCACGAUGCCGAAGGGACCGACAGUACUUGCACUCCAGCUACGACACCGUCGAUAUCCUCUCAGCAGCCGUAUGGUUCUCUGAAGGCCGAUGCUCUCGGUAAAGCCCAAGACCACUUGGCGAGUGCUAUCAAGACUUUAUUGCCCUUGCUGGGGCGUAACGUUAACAAAAAGCACAAAUCAAUGGAUACCUGUAAUUCGCAUGUGAAGGAUAUGUCCAUCGGCGCUGAUGAAGCCGAAGAUUCCUGUGAUGAAGACGACGGCAUCGAAGGCCAUGAAUCUCAUAGUAUCCAAAUUGAUGCGUUGGCGACGCAAUUGUUUGGUAUACAUCAUAAAAUGGUGAACGUGUCUUUACGUCUGGUAGAAGUCUACCUUCGCAACUACCAUUCGUCCAGCGCAAUGCAGGCACUUCGCUUAGCAGCAAGGAAUCAAGCAUUCGAGAUCUUGAUCGCAAGGCCUGAUGAGAAUGGCAACAAGCCAAGUUUUUUCCACCACGGUCUUUUGAAGUUGUUGCAUCAACGGUUGGGUGAUGCCUGUAACGAGACGGGCAAGGUUCUAUUGGACGAGCUCCGCACACUUUUGAGCUCGUUCCCCAACGGGCAAGCACCGGACGAUGAGGCCGCAACCCCGGCGGAGCCCCUGUUAUUUUCGGCCGAAUUUUGGUUUUUGGAAAGCUUAGAGGCCUUCGAGAAGUGCAGAGACUUGCGAAAUUUGGCCUUGCUACGAUGCAACCUCUGCCAGUGUUAUAAGCUGCGGGCCAACUCUAUUUUUGCGACUCGCGGCGGGUCCACCAAAGACGGUCCCACGCAUCCCGAACUUUGUCUCCAGGAAGCGGCGGAUCAUUUGCAAGCUGCGCACGAAUCGCUUGGUGAACGUGACGUGGACCCCAUUUGUUGGGACAUGGUAAGCAACGAGCUGGCCGCCACCUUUCUGGUGUUGGGAGUCCGUCGCCGGCAGUCCCUGAUUGGAUCGGGGAACGUGCCGUUGAUUUUACAGGCGUUACGCCUCUCCCCAGGUAAAGAGCGAUCCAUAGUGGAUCCCAUGGAGCGUGCCUUGUCCAUUUACGAAACGUCUGGAAACCGUCACCAGGCUGCGGCGGCCCAUUACCAGCUGGCGUUGUUCUACGCCAAAAUCUGGACGUGCCAACGCGACGAAACGAAAACGCGCGCCAAACUGUCGUCGGCGUUUGGGCACUACAACGCCGCGCACGCCUUUUUUGCGCAAGCGGUACGCGGCAACGAGGCGACUUUUGGCCUGCUGUGUAUGGAUUUGUCGAAUUUGUACGCGGCCGUGGCGGGAGAAGAAUGUUUGGUGCACGCGUUGUCGCGGUGUCUGGACACGGCGGUGGCGUUUGCACCGGAAACCAUAGAAAGCGCGUUGCUUGUUGACGGCACGAACAGCACAACGCGAGCGGGGUGGUUGGAGCAAAUGGAGACAUUGGCGUCGUCGGUGGAGGAACGGGUGUUUAAGCUUUUACGGAAUCUGAUCAAACUCCCGGACCUAGCAAAGAGUAUGCGCUACAAGGACUGGUACCGGAUUGGAUUGACGGCGAAAAUGACCAAGGCGACGGACACGAAGGCCCCGAGUCUGACGGGAGACGAAUUACUGGAUCGCUCCGUAAAUCACUUACUCGACGUGCACCGGAUACUUCAGGCGGUUCGGAAGGCGACCGAGCCCCCCAGUGUAGAAUAG
Molecule: messenger RNA, 2751 nt
Organism: Phaeodactylum tricornutum CCAP 1055/1
Lineage: Eukaryota; Bacillariophyta; Bacillariophyceae; Surirellales; Neidiaceae
Exons: 2
Coding region: 1-2751 (916 amino acids)
Biological process (GO): positive regulation of DNA-templated transcription
Source: RefSeq, a predicted model, not a curated record